AUGGCAAGAGACCUGUCGCCAUACAGCGCACGAAAGCUGUUGACCCAGAAGCUAGUGGAGGGGAACACAGGCACACCGCAGCCGAGCAAAAGCAGGAGCCGAAGCCGCGACAGGUCUUUGAGGAAUGGGUCGCAACCAGCAAGGAAGGAGCCCUCUAAACCCUCUGGUCAUCAAUCGAGAAGCGGGUCGAAUGAGAGGAGGCCUAGGAUACCAUCGAGAGAGGGCAAGCCAAAGGAUGCGACAAUAGAGGCCGACGCUGUCGUUGGCAAACGAGGAGUCUCACCAGAGCCCUACAAAAAGCCCCGGGAGUCGUCCAGAGAGAGGAAGCGUGAGGGGUCGAGAGAUCGCAAAAGAGACCGCUCUACAGACAGGCGGCGAGACCGAUCACGAGACAGGAGACGAGAUAGGUCUGGGGAGAGGCAUCGCGACCGUUCGAGAGACAGGCGACGCGACCGCUCCAAGGAUAGACACAGCCGGCGGGACCGCUCGCGUUCAAGAGAUCGGCGACGUAAAGACAAGACGAAAGACGACCGCCGCUCACGCUCACCUAUCCCCUACCGCUCCCGCAAACAGCGCACGCGCUCGCCCUCCACAUCUACAUCUCCGCCGCCCAAACGCCGCAGGCGCACCCGAUCACACUCACGCUCGCCCUCGCCUCCUAAACGAGUCAAACAACCGCUCCCCUCACAAGAAGUCUCCUUCCGCGGCCUCGACGACUCUGCCCAGCCGCCCUCAAAGUACGGCGGAGCACCGCCCGAUAAAGAGAAACCAAACUUCAAGACCACCGGUGUGCUAGCGAAAUACGCCAACCGCGUCGAAGGCACGAAGAUAUCCCUCAAAUACCACGAACCACCUGAGGCCCGCAAACCCCCAUCGUCACAGCCGUGGCGCAUCUUCGUCUUCAAAGGCGAAGAUGUUGUGGAUACAAUCGAGAUUGGGCAGAAGAGCUGCUGGUUGUUGGGCCGGUCACAGGAGGUCGUAGACUACUUGCUGGAGCAUCCAAGCUCAAGUGGACAGCAUGCAGUAAUACAGUUCCGGUACAUUCAGAAGACGGUCGAAGAUGAGUUUGGCGUGAAAAGCAAGCGAGGAAAAGUCAAGCCGUACAUCAUCGAUCUCGAGAGCAGUAAUGGAACGGAGCUAAAUGGGAAGACAGUCGAGGCAAGUCGGUACUUCGAACUCAGAGACAAAGAUAUUCUCAAGUUUGCAGGUAGCGAAAGGGAGUAUGUGGUUAUGUUGCCACCGCCCGAUGAGAAGUAG
Molecule: messenger RNA, 1257 nt
Organism: Cucurbitaria berberidis CBS 394.84
Lineage: Eukaryota; Fungi; Ascomycota; Dothideomycetes; Pleosporales; Cucurbitariaceae
Product: SMAD/FHA domain-containing protein
Exons: 1
Coding region: 1-1257 (418 amino acids)
Biological process (GO): maintenance of RNA location; mRNA splicing, via spliceosome
Cellular component (GO): nucleus
Molecular function (GO): protein binding; mRNA binding
Source: RefSeq, a predicted model, not a curated record